AUGACUUUCGAUGAGUGGAGUGAUGAAGAGCCAAGCUACCCGGAGGAGUAUUCUACCCGGAGGAGUAUUCUGGAGAAAAUUCCAACCAGUUAUCAAUACUGCCAGGAUUUCCUCAAUUGUGACUCACUAUCAGGUGAUGAUGUGAGGCAUGAGAGCACCUCAAAAGUCUCUAUGAUAGACCAAGAAAAUGAAGAAAGCUCUAUUGAAAAAUGGAGUUAUCAAGAGCCAAGCUACCCGGAGCAAUACUCCAAUCCGAAAGAGUUUCCAAGUGAUGAUCAAACAAUAAUUGACAAUGUAAAUUACUGUAUGGGCUCAUUCGAUCAAAAUAUGGCUGAUGAUAUGGUACCUGAGAGUACUUCUGAGCCAAUAGACCUCCAAGAAUAUUCUGUUCUAGCUGUAUCUCAAGACAAUACCACUCCAUUAGACAGUGUAGCCCUCUCAAUACGACCUGUUCCUAUCUAUCCGCACCAAUACUCGAAAUAUACCCAAUAUCCUAACCAAUACUCGGAUGCAUCAGUCUUGAGGUCCGAAAUUUCUUCAGAACCAAACCAAGAAACGAAUAUUGUGGAAGACUGCGUUUCAAGCGAUCAGAUAAAGAACUGCUAUACCCAUUAUCGAAAAUAUGGGCGCGAUCGGGAUGAAUCAUCAAGAAAACCCAAGGCUCCUCCCACAACUAUAUAUGUAUCUACAAAGGAUCCUGGAAUCUGCUCAGUUUCCGUUUGCACCAAGGCUAUCCGAAGUUUCAACCCGUUAUACCAUCCGAUAACCCGUCUGAAAAUAUGUCAGUCUUGUUUCAACUACUACAGAAAAUUUGGGUUUGAUAAGACUGAGGAGCAAUUUUCUGAGCUAUGUACAAACUGUAACUUGAAUCCUGCUUCAAAAUCUCAUCAGAUUACCGGUGCAAUUGUUUGUCCAGCAUGCUAUAAAUAUCGCCAGCGUACUGGAUGUGAUCGGACGAAUUUUUCGAAGUCGGUGCCCCGGAAAAAGUCAUCAGAGAAGAUUGCAAACCAACCACCUGAGUUGUGCCCCAUCUGCCAGAUAAAUAAAACCGGAGCAUUUCAUCCUAGUACCCGUCAACGAGUAUGCAGGACCUGUUAUGGUUAUUAUCGAAAACAUGGAAAAGAUCGCGCCGAUUUUUCAAGAAACAAGCCGUAUGGGAAAUGCAAAUUAGUAGUUGUGGAACAACCCAAAAAACAAAAAAAAGUACCAGUUAUGACAGAGCCCGCAGUGUGCUCCAUUCCCGUCUGCAAAAAGUUCAUCCCAGUCGGUCAUGGAAUCAAACAUCCGAGAACUCAGCUACUGAUAUGCCGGUCUUGUUUCUUCUUCUACAAAAAGUAUGGAGUAGAGCGAACGAUACAACAGGUUUUUGAUGAAUGCACUAACUGUAAAAUAAGUAGAAAAGAUAGACCUCACCCAAAAACCGGAGAGCCGUUAUGCAGAGCCUGCCAUACGCAUUACCGACGAACCGGGCACGAUCGUGUGGAUUUCACAAAAAGCAAAGCGUAUAAGAGGAUUCAUGGUGUACAAGUUUCAAAACAUGUUCAUUUCAAGUCACAUAUUAAUUCUCCUGCUCCUCAACUUGUCUUUGAUGUCUGUGCGGAGUCGAUUCAGAAACGGAAGAACACAUUGAUAAAGAAAGAAAAACCACAAAGAAGAAUGAGACAGAUUCAAGAAAUAAGUGACGAUGAACACAUUGAUUCCGACUAA
Molecule: messenger RNA, 1707 nt
Organism: Caenorhabditis remanei
Lineage: Eukaryota; Metazoa; Nematoda; Chromadorea; Rhabditida; Rhabditidae
Exons: 10
Coding region: 1-1707 (568 amino acids)
Source: RefSeq, a predicted model, not a curated record